AUGUCCGCUGUGACGCUGGACUCCAACGCGUGGUACGCCAUCUCCGAGGGCCGUGUCGCCAACGUCUCCGACCCUCUCACGACGAGCCUUCAAGAUACGGCCAACGGGCUCAGGGUGUUCGGUAAAACGGACGCGCUGUGGCAGUUCCAACCGGUGGGCAACAGGGAUGGUCGGUAUCUCGUGAGACUGAAUGCGGCCGGCGUGGGCCAGCAGCUUUCCGUGUGCUGGAACCUGGCCGAGGUCCACCCCAGCAGGACGAGGGGUUGCAUGAGGAAGACGGAAUCGGACGAGAGCCAGCAAUGGGACAUCACCGAAUGGGAGAGCGAGAAGGGCACGCUCAAGUUCACCAACGUCGCCAACGGCACGGGAUACGUCCUCGACGUCCACCCGGGGAACAACCUGUUCAUGUCGAGCGAGAUCGAGGGCACCGACGGCGUGUCCGCGCGCCAGCCUGCCCAGCACUGGAUCAUGACGAGUUCAAAGGCCGUCAAUGAUGGAGCGUACUCCACCAUCUACUCGGCGGGCACCACUCCUGUAAGCACGGCAACAUCAUCGGCAUCGGGAUCAUUGUCUGCAACCGCAACGGCAACAGGAACGGACGCAGGAGCAGCGACGGCGACGUCUUCCGGUGGCUCUACUACCGGGACCUCGAGCCCCGGUUCCUCACCAUCCGGAGGGCUCUCAACCGGCGCCGCGGCCGGAAUCGGCGUGGGCGUCUCCCUCGGGGCCAUCGCUAUCCUAGGCGCCGCCUUCUUCUUCUGGUGGCGUCGCAGAAGAGCUUCAAGAGACGCGGCGGCGGCAGCAGCAGCACCCGGGAACCAUCACCACGAGAUGGGCCACAACGGCAGCACUAUCGGAAAGUCGAGCCCCGGGACUGCCAACGCCUCUACCGUCGCUGGCUCUCCGUCGCCGGCCCACGGCUACUACGCGCACGAGGCCAAGGUCCUGGGCCAUAUGCAACCGCACUCACAUAGCGCCGAGGCCAACACGAACCCGAUAUACGAAGCCCCGACCGAGACCAGAUAUGAGCUAGAUUCCGGCACGGGGGGUCAUGCUCACACGCCUACGCAACAUGAUCUGUCAGACAGUCAGACGAGGCGGUGA
This is a messenger RNA of Colletotrichum higginsianum IMI 349063, 1104 nucleotides long. RefSeq names its product transmembrane alpha-helix domain-containing protein. The record is from RefSeq and is a predicted model, not a curated record. The coding region runs from base 1 to 1104 and encodes 367 amino acids. The transcript is spliced from 2 exons. Lineage: Eukaryota; Fungi; Ascomycota; Sordariomycetes; Glomerellales; Glomerellaceae.